AAGGCGCUGCCGCACGGGGACGAGGCGGCGGUGCAGCAGGCGCUCGACGACAUUUGGGACGAGGCGGCGGGGCAUUUCACGCCGUGCAGCGCCGAUGUGCUGUCGGCCAUCGCCGUGGCGGCGAGCAGCAGCAGCAUGUCCGAUGCCUUCCGCACGCGGGUGGCGGAGCGGCUCAUCAUGACAUCCCAGCGGCGUCUCCAGGACAGCGGGCAACAGCUGCCGCGGCGCGCGCUGAAAUUUGUGAACGCGGUGCAGUCACGGGAGAAGCAGGAGUCUAUUAGGCGCAUGCUUGCCGCACAAGAAAAUGGGGCGUAA
Trypanosoma grayi is the source of this 315-nucleotide messenger RNA. RefSeq lists its product as hypothetical. The record is from RefSeq and is a predicted model, not a curated record. The transcript has a single exon. NCBI's taxonomy places the organism in Eukaryota, Euglenozoa, Kinetoplastea, Trypanosomatida, Trypanosomatidae. The annotation marks the transcript as partial.